AUGAGCGACACGUCUUCUGCACCUGGGCAAAGCGCAAGGGCAUUUGCGGUGACGCCUCCUUGUGUCCGGAGCCGUGACUCAGACCAGGGUACUCCACCGGGGCCUUCACCGCCAGCGCAUUUGUUGCCGCGCAGGAGGCAAAGGUCGUGGCAUCCUUCGUUACUUGAGAUACAAGAGGCCGCGGAGUUCGAACGUGACCUGGCGCCGCAGACACCUCCCCGCGCAGGUCGACUUGCUUUCUAUCCUCACAGCCCUGCAGAUUCCUUCAAAGCCAAAGGCACAAAGCGUUCGAGGGAAGAGAUUGAUCAUGAUCAGCCUGAUGAGUCUGCCGAUCAGACCACAGACGAGGUGCAGAAGAGCGGAUCAUCGCAGCAAGCUCGAAAUCCGGGAAUCGAUGUGGUGGUCGCCAGGUGCACGAGCACGCAAGUGGCAAAGGAUGUAGGCUGCUUGCCCCCCCUGCAGAACACACGGACGUACAACUUCAACAACAUCGCGCAGACCGUGCUGAACUCGAUGAAGAGUACCAGGGAGGUGAAUUCUGAUUUCUGGGAUGGUGUGGGGUUCUUGCGGUCUUCUGGUGCAGGCUCUGGGGAAUGGUCCUGUUUGCAUGUGCAGUCACUGCCGUUGCAGGAUGUCAACGCCAAAUGGGUCGAGAAACGGACCGAGAACGCGAGGCCGACGAGUGGCCACCGGACGUAUGAGAAAAUCAACAUGGAGACUUUCCGGACAGAGAAAGCAUUUAACGAGAUCUACCAAGAAGGCGAGGCCGUUCCCAUCGACGAAUGGCUUUCGGAACAUGGUGUGGACCCGAAGGGAUUCACAUCGGAGGCCCGGAAAGCGGAGUUCGUGAAGGAGGAGUUUGAAAUCACCGUCGUCGAGGAUAAGGGUGAGCUCCUCGUGCCCAUCAUGUCAGGCAGGAAGAAGAUUAGGAUGGGGACACGCUGCGCUGCUGGGAAGCGCAAGACCACAGCUCACGAGAGUGGUGGUGCAGCUGCUUCAUCAUACGCAAGCCAGAGGCGAGAUCUGGAUGAGUUGCAAAGCAGGGUUGCAAGCCAAACCUCCGUGAAUAUGAACUCGCGGCUCGCCCAGUACUUGGCCCGGUCUGACAGUGCGGGAAGUGCUUCACAGAGCACGAAUCAGGAUCCAGAUGAUGAUGAUGAUGCCGGCAUGGAUUUCGCUCCAGCGUGGGUGCCGGUGCAGCGCUCUUCGAGCAAGCGCCGUCGUGUGGAGGCCAGCCAAGCAGGGCGCCCGGGGUCAACGUGGGCUGGCCCCAACAGUCCGCCGGGCAGCUUGCGAGGGGUGGAUGCCGAUGCAGCCAGCGAGCUGGGCUCGGAACCACCAUUGGAGGAGGGCACCGAGAACUUGGACCCGGACUUUGAUGCCAUGUUGCAGUCGCGAGGCAGGGGCCGAGGUGGUCGAGGUGGACGGGGCCGUGGCAGAAAGGGCUCGCUGGGAGCCAAAGGACAGGGGGCUGGUGAUCUCAGCACAUCGCAGCAUGCCGCGGUGACGAAGUUGAAGCAGGAUUUCACAGCCAAGAAGCAGGAGUUCAGUGACGAUGACCGCCAGAUUGAGCGAAUGGCAACAAGCAUGGAGAACCUUGUCAGCAAGGUUGCGGGCGUGCCCGGGCAGGAGCAGCUGGUGGAGGACGUCUUGAAAUUUACCGAGCACGUCCGUGCCGUCUUUCGCCUUUUCACGUCGAUGCGGCGCGCAGACUGGUGGGUCGCGGAGGUUUCGGACGAAGACAGAGAGUUGCUGUCUGGCAUCUCCUCCAAUCUUCUGGCCGAGAUCUUUGUGUGGUGUGGCCAGGACCUUUUGAAGUCGACGAGCGGGGCUACCGCAGCGGAGCAGGAGGAGAAGCGUCUGUGCGACUUCUUUGGCAUGUUGUCCAUGCAGCCAUCAAAGAAGUUCACGAUCAAGCAGUAUAUGGAUAACGCUGAGUCCAAAGGCUCUCCGGGGGCUGUCCGACUUGGCAUUGGUCUGCAGUCGCAGCUGCUUGGGCUCUUUUGGGACAAGGUCUUUCGCUUGAAAGACACGGCACGGAUGCGUGCCCUGCUUGCGUGCGCGUCCGCUGUUCCCAUCGCAGAUCUGAGCAAGCCUCCCGCGCCGAAGUCUGUGCAGUUGGAUGACGGCCAGUGCUACAGCGCAAGCACGAUGCUGGACAUUCAGUUUGACGACAUCUUGGGAGAUGAGGCGUUGAAUCGCACAGCCAGGGCUGCUGUCGAGGCCCACAACUUGCUCAGCGAAAAGAAGUUGUGGGCUGGACUCCAGAGCGCCGCCAAAUCGUGCAAGUCGUCGGCGACGUUGAUGGAAGACUGCGCGGCGUGCCUGCAGGACUUCCCCGUCGACAUCGGGUCCGGGCAGAUCAUCAACGAACCGCUGAAGCUGCUCUUGUUUUGCCAGUCCACCAAUCUUGUCGAGAAGGUUCUCUCAGCGAUCAAGUGCCUGAGCGCGUGCAGUGGGCUGCCUGAUACUGAGGCUGAGGGAUCAGGCUCUACGGAUAUGAAAUCCUUAGCGUCAGAAGUUGACGCGGCUCGGGCGACCGUGAAGAAUCUUGUUGGGCCCGCUCUGGAUUUGGUUGCUGCGGCCAUUCAAGGCUCAUCGACACCCAGCGUGGCCACGUCUGUGACGUCGGUGGAUGAUGGGUGGGCGACCGUGCAGGAGCAUGUGAUGGAUGCAGGCGGCAAAGCCCUCCGCGACGUGUGCUGUCUGACAGAGCUGGUGAGGGCUGCGCAGACAAAUCUCACCACCGAUACGUUCACGGACGCUUGCAAUAUCGUCCAUAAGGUGCACACGAGUCGCGACUUGCAGCUCUUUACAGACACUGUGCGUGAUUGUGCCGGCGGCCCUGCUAUCCUGAAGUCCUUGGGGGCGGUGAUGUCGAAGGCUGUGUUGGCACAUGCGGCUGAGCCUAUGGUGUGGUUCCGAGCUUUGGUCAGCGAGGGGAAGCAUACCACACUUUUGCAGAUGCCAGCAUCGAGCCGGGUGCGUAUGGGCGCAGGAGUGGAACGGCAGAUCAGAUGCGUGCAGAAGAUCGAGCAUUGCAAGACCCCUCCGGAGGAUGAUUCGGGCAAGAUUUUCACAUCAUCUACGUGGAUGAGCAAGGAGCUCGCGCGCGAAGGCUUGGCUGCUCUCUCCGACCUUGUUUCUUUCUCCAAGGAAGAGGCCAAUGUGGGCUUCCCCGGCCUCGCGGACGCCCUGGCCGUCUUGGGAAAGAAGCUGCACGACACCUUGGCAGAAUUGGCAAAGUCAUUGACCGACAUCAAGAAGGAUGUGUUCGAUGUGUAUGCGGAGGCCUUGGUUGUGCAGGCAAGCUUGGAGGAAGGUCCGGACAACAUUGCUACGGAUGGAUUGUCAGAUGAGGCUAGCAACAUCAUCAAGAAGUACGAUGCUGACUCUGCUUCCGACGAGUCCCCAGUUGCCCUAGCCAUUGCCCGUGCGAACACCAUGCGGCCAUUCGAGGAUGUUGUCAGCAUCUACAUGCCGCGCUUGGAUGAUUGCCGGGGAAUCAUUACGGAUGAUGCAGUCUCUGCUUUGACGACGGCUGCAGAUCGGGAUCCCAGCACCAAGACGUUCGCACAGACCGUUUUCAGCUUCCUGACGGCAGAGUUGCUCACGCGUGAUCGAGCGGAGACCGCCCAGGUCACGAAGGACGCCAUGGGUCUGGUUAAGUUCGGGAGCAGCACUCUUGGACUGGCAAAGAAGGACCUGCCCACGAUCGCCAACAGCAAGCUCGACAAGUUGAUCAAGGAGAUGAAAGCAAAGGGAGCGGUGGGUCUGAAGGCACCGGGGUUACAGGAUGCUCUCCGGAUUCCUUUGAAGUCUUCUUUUGACGCCGGCAGCUGUCGGCGAUGCCGCUUUCGUUACCAAGACCUGGUCCUGGUUCUAGUUCUGAUGUCUUGGAACAUUUACUUGGAACUUGGUAUGUCCCAAGCAACGAGAACCGAACGAGACAACGAGAAAGUAUGGAUUCGCUGCGUGCUGCUCUUGGGCUGCGUGAUAUGCCCGACACGGAGUACAGACAGCUACCAGGUCCGUAUCGAGCGGUUCACGACGUUGUGUCGGCAGCAGUACGGUGACCGCUGGGCGGUUGGCAUGAACUGCAGGGAAGCGGAAUCCGUGGACCUGUUGUACCACCAGUUCAUGGCGUCCCUGGCACCCGGGGAGACUGACUUUGGCGACGUAGUGGUGGAUCUUUCGAAGAGCUUGGAACGCGGGGCAUACAAGACGGAUGGGCUCACGACCAACAGCCAUAUCUUCUCCUUCUCCCAAAAGAGAUUGAUGCAUGGAUUCAAGUUGAAUGAAAUCAAAUUUAUGCGGAACAAGCGGAGCUUGUAUGCUGCGAUGACCGGCAAUGCGAUGAGCGUCCCGGCCGUGGGUGCAUGCAUCUUGAGUGUGAUACUUGUUGCCGGCUUGCGCGAGAGCCACCAGUAUCCAAAGCUACAUGCGAGGGUGAUGAAAGCCGGCUCAGACAUGAGCCCCGAGGGCAGUACGGAGUCAGAAAGCAUGGACGUGGACGACGACGCGCAGAACGCCGACGACCCAGCGCGGGUCCGGAAGGGCCUUACAUCACUUCGGCGCAAGGCCUUCUUCGCACAUCCGAAGGACGCCCGCGCGGCGAUCAGAAGUUUGGGGGAGGCCUCGUUCUGGGAAGAGGCCUUGGCCCUGCUCCACGUGAAGUGGCAUGCGCCCUUCCUACCGACCGGCCGGCUGUUCAGUGAAGCCAUUGGUAUCCUUCAUCCGGACCAUUGGCCCCUGGCCCUUGCUAUCCUCAAGGAGGCCAAAGAAAAUGCCUCGACUUGGGAUGUGGAGGUUCUCAACACCGCCAUGCAUCUAUGCAGCACCGCAGGGCAUCGGGAUGUGGCCUUGGCACUGUUCCAUUCGCUUCACGGGCUGGCACUGCUUCCGAAUGUUUGCACUUUCAACACUGCCAUGAACGCCUAUUUCGCAGAUGGGCGAUGGGACGAAGCGCUUCGUCUGCUCGAGGACAUGUGGGAUGGACUCCUCAUGCCCGACAUCGUCAGCUACAAUACCGCCAUCUACGCCUGCAGCGAUGCCCGGCGUGGAGGAUGGGAGAGAGCUUUGUCUCUCCUCAGAGAGGCGUGGGUGGAAGGGCUGCCUUGCUCUAUGAUCACCUACGCGGGGGUCAUACUGACUUGCACGAGGAGCAUGCAGUGGGAGCGGGCGCUCCAGCUGCUACAAGAUGCACGAGUUGCGAUGCUCCCGCCGGACGUGCCAACCCACACUGCCGCGAUUGCAGCGUGCGGGCAGGCAUCAAAGUGGGAGCAGUCCCUUGUUCUUUUGACGGACAUGGCCGGUCAUAAGACCUGGCCGGACACCACCACCUUCAACGAAGUCAUCUCCUCCUGUGGGAAAGGCUUACAAUGGAGAAGGGCUCUCGGGCUGCUAAUGCACAUGCAGAUGGACGAGGUGGACUGCAACGCCGUGACCUACCGGGCUCUGGUGGAUGCUUAUAAGAGAGCCUCAUUGUGGGAGCGUGUGCUCAGUACGCUGGAGGAGAUCGAGUCUUUCUCGGGAGGGCCUGACGUCGUCGGCCGGACCUCUGCAAUCGCUGCUUGUGGAAGCAGUCGGCAGUGGCAGACGGCACUGCUUCUAUUGGAAGAUCUCGUCUUCGAAGGGCUUGCCGACUCUUAUGCCCACUCCGCGGGUGUGGCGGCCUGUGCUCGAGCACGGCGCUGGCACCAGGCUCUGCUGUUGCUUCAGCAAGCCCAGACGCUGUCCCUGGCAAACGAUCAGGGCUUCAAUGCCGCGAUGAAUUCCUGUAGUCGGCCUGGCCAGUGGCCCAUUGCGGUCCAUCUUCUGUCGGCCAUGCCAGCUCAUCGCGCAGCAAGAGAUGUGUUUAGUUUCACCGCUGCUUGCAGCAGCUGCCAGAGUGGCCAGCAGUGGCAGCGGAUCUUGCAAAAUUUGCAGGAUGCUGACCGCGCUGGGGUCGAGAUUGACGCCGGCCUGGUGGGUGUUGCGCUCUCCGCCCAGCUCCAAAACGGGGCCUGGCCGCGGGCGCUGUGGACCUUCGGCCGCCCGGAGAACCCCUGGCAUCUGUCUGGGGACACGUAUGCUGAAGCUUUGGCCCAAGCGGAAGACGCUGCGGACACAGCUCAAGGGCUGCCCUGGCUAAAACAAGCCCAAGGUAGCCUGAGCCUCUGCCUGCAGCAAGAGAGCCGCAUGAGCUCGCGUGCGCAGCUUCAGUCUGUUACUUUGACCGAACUCCUCCAAGCGCACGGCCAUCUGAAAGAUGGAGACCACCAAGUGCUGCGGCGGAGGUUCCUGGAUGUGCUCUUGUGGCGCCUGGCAGCCCUUCAGGAUCCGGCGCCGCUCGAGGAGCAACGCAGGCACAUGCCCCGCGCUGCUGCUGAAUUCUUAAGGUAUGGUCGAGAAUGGGCGAAGCCCGAAAGGGGCAAGCGCCGCGGAUGGGCCAUCAGAGAAGAAGGUCGCCGGACGCAGCGGAUCAGCAAGGCGGCGCACUGGAAGCGAGUGUUCGUCCGGGAGUCCGCUGCCACAUCGAGCCGAGCCGCCCUACCCGGACUGCACGAGUUGUUUCCGAGCAGCGUCUUCAAUCUCGGCGCAGACUCGCAUGACGCACUGGCACAGGUGGGGAUCAACAGCAGUUCGAGCUGGCAUCUCAGGGCCCAAAGACUGGCCCGAGGACAGCUGACUGCUGUUGGAGCUAUGACCCGGCGCCGACCAGUUGGCAAGGAGUUGCCGGCUGUGCUGUCCGUGUCUUUGGGUACAAACCCCAGGGGCACUAUGCAGCUCAUUGGCUGGGGCCUGCGCGAGCGCGAUGCCUUCGAGGAGGAACUGCCUGGGCUCUCCUGCCGCGCGACAGCUGCGCACUGCGAGCGCAAUGCGCUGCACAUGGCCUUGAAGCGGCUGAAGAUGUCAACCCAAAUCACACCGUUGUCGCCGUCCAUGACCAAUGUGGAGUGGGACAGUGCGGACCAGCUCGGCGGCGAGAUUCAUCCUGACCCUCAGCGCUCCAGCAGCUGGGACGUUGGAGCUGCCUGGGCGCCUGCAGAUCUUGUGAACGGCAGCAAGAAUCCGUCUUUGGAGCUUGAGGAGAACCUUGGCGGCCAGAGGUCGGAGGAGCUUCCAAGAGGGGAGCCCUCAGAAUCGGCCGAGCAAGGAACGGAAGCUGCAGAGCACGAAGACGGCCAGCCUGCUGAUUCGGGCGAGGGCCUCCCGUCGCUCUCGCCCAGCCGCUUCAUCCGGGAUGAAUACCUGGAGCGGAUCCAGUUCUUCUGCGAUCAGGCGCAGGAGGGAGCGAUGGAGGCGCUCUCCGUUGCUCUGAAAGUCAACCCCGGUGACGAUGCCCGGAAGUGGCUGAAGGUGGCUGAGGACGCCCUGCGACCCGCGUCCAGGAAGACCGCCAUCGAGUCGCGCGCCCUGGGCCAGCGGGCCGGACAGGCUGCUUCGGCGUGGUUGGCCGUGCAGAAAGCGCUGUCUGCAAGCCCCAACCAGGCGAUCGAAGCAGCGGAGCGGGCGCUUGGGGAUCUUUUUAUUUGGCGCUGCCAAAGAAGAAGCCCACUCCGCUCCCGGAGCGGUUUCAAGAACGCCGUGCAGGAGGCCUUGAGCGGUCGGCGACUCACCUCAAAGCACUGGGCGAGAUUCUUCCACAUCCACAAGCAGGUGGUAGUGCGGCAGCUCCCUGAAAUUGACUUCAAGGUGUCCAAAUGCCUGGCCAUGGCGGCAGUGGCCUUCGUGGCCCGUGGCGAGGAUCUGGAAGAGCGGGCACUGCAUCAAGACGAUCAGUGCACAGGAGAGCAGUGUGCGCUGAAUGCGUUGCAGCAUCGGGGAGCAAAAAUCGCCACCGAAGCUGCCGAGGCCGAAGAGCUUCAGGCAGAAGAUGAGGUGGAGGACAUGAUGGACACCGAGGAGGACCUGGGGGUCAACUACACAGAGCUGAUGGAGUACGGCUGCUUCGCAAAGCCGUCGAACAUGCGUCUGUCCUGGAGAGCCAGUGGUCGAGACUUCUUCCAGCAGUUCACGUUUGUCACGCAGGAUGACACGCAUGGAGCACACAAGUAUCUCAACUUUCACGAUGCAGUGAGGCACGGAGUGAUCGGGGCGACCAACCACGGCUCCGUCUUCAUGAAGAUCGGCGGUAUCGAGCCCACAGGUGAGUGGAUCGCGCCAUACAAGCGUCAUUCGGUCAUGAUCCACUCCAACUACGCCUGGCAUCCACAGGAUGGCUUUCUUGUGGUCAUGAAGUACAACCAUGUGCCUUGGGGUCCAUCCAUCUGGCCGGCUUUCUGGUUGAUGAACAGCGACAAGGUGUGGCCCGAUGGCGGAGAGUUCGACAUCAUGGAGUUCGCGAACGAUGAGGCGAGCAAGAUUACUUUCCACACAGACAAGAACUGCUUGCUCGACCCCCGAAAGGUGGGAGAAUGCAUGCGGCAUAAGAGGAUGGGCGGCUCAGGCCCAAUGAACUGCAACACGAACUACUGGAAGAAUCUCUUCGGCUGCCGUCCCCGCCAAGUCCAGCGGACUGGCGAGUGGUUCGCCAAGAACCCAGGAGCCUUCGCUGCCUCCUGGGACGAGGAUGGCAUUACGGUGUACCACAUCCCAAACCACGAGAUUCCGGCAGAUCUCAAGGAAGACAAGCCACGUCCCGAAAGCUGGGGCAAAUGGGUCGUUGCUUACCUGCCUUACGUCAGCCACACCUGCCACAAGGACUUGGCAGGUCCCCAGGAAAUCGUGCUCAACAUUGCUCUGUGUGGCGACUGGGCUGGAAACGCGUGGUUCCGGUCUGGCAGUGCGCGCAGCACUGGCUUCACCCACGGGUGCCGGGCUGACAUCGGCAAGCCCUACGAGGAUUGCUGCACGAAGUAUGCCACGAGCCAUGAUGGACGCAUUGAGCAGAUGUUCAGGAAUCAGGCGUACUUCGACAUCGACUACAUGAAGGUGUACACUUCUUCGGGUGCUCGUAGCCCCAGUUUGUCGGGCAUCCACAGGCGUGGUGGCCAGCCUCUGAACGCCUGA
Messenger RNA from Symbiodinium sp. CCMP2592, 8994 nucleotides. NCBI's taxonomy places the organism in Eukaryota, Dinophyceae, Suessiales, Symbiodiniaceae. The record is from the annotation of a GenBank genome assembly.